CCAUCAUGUCAUUCUCAGCGAGCCACAGGAUAUACGUCAAAUCACUCUAUAAGCGUUAUUUGAAGCAAGGAUUGGAUUGGUACAUUCGUCGCGAUCUCUGGAGAGACUACGCUAUUGAAAUUAGAGCCAAAUUUGAAGCUAAUAGAAAUAUAACUAAUCCACGUCAAUUGGCUAAAGUUCUCGAGCAAUUCGAGCAAAAGUUGGCAUACCGCAAGCACCCAGAUCCAUACAUCCCUGUAUUGAUGCCAGGUGGUACAAAAGUUGAACGUAAUGCACCACCACCUAUGUUCUCAGCUGAAGAAAAGAAACAAGUCAUUGACACUCUCAAAGCGGACAAGGUUAUCUCAUGAAGAACUAAUUGUAGAUUUUGAUUAAUUUCUCUCCUUUAUUUC
Wallemia mellicola CBS 633.66 is the source of this 392-nucleotide messenger RNA. RefSeq lists its product as hypothetical. The record is from RefSeq and is a predicted model, not a curated record. NCBI's taxonomy places the organism in Eukaryota, Fungi, Basidiomycota, Wallemiomycetes, Wallemiales, Wallemiaceae. The transcript is spliced from 5 exons. Bases 6 to 350 code for a protein of 114 amino acids. Gene Ontology annotation, biological process: mitochondrial electron transport, NADH to ubiquinone.